GCGAGCGGCAGAGAGAGGGAGAGAGAGAGAUGCUAACGGGCAGCAAUAAAUCCCUCCCUCCCAUCCUCCACGCUGCCCCCAUUCACAAGGAGCGCCGGGGACCAGCCCGCAUUCACAACCCGGAGCCGGGCAGCCCUCCCGGGCUCUGCCUCGCUGCCCCCGCGGGCGGCCCGGCCCGGCCCCGCUCCCGCUCCCCGGGGCGCGGAGCACGGCGCGGUUGCGGGGCCGGGCGGGCGGGCGGUGCCCCGCGUCCAUGCCCGCCGCCGGCCGCCCCUAGGCAGCCCCGCUCCGCUCCGGGCCGGCCGGUGUCCCGGGGCCGGGCUCGGCGCUCCGCGGGCGGAUGGACCGGCGGAGGCGGCGGCGGCGGGGAUUUUUAGAUGUGCCCUGAUGCCGCAGGGUCUCCUCGCUCCUGGAAAUGCAGCUCUCUUCCAGUGUGGCUGAACUCAGCUGUGACGAGACGAUGGACCCACCCGCUGAGGACUUCCAGCAGGUCCUGUCCAUUGACCAAAUCCGCUCCAUCCGUGCCAGCAACAACUACGUGGAGAGACCGGCCGUCUGCUUCCAGCAAGCCCGCUCCAACCCAUCCCUGUCGCAGCCACCGCACAAGCAAGAGUGGUCCCAGGACCGCUUGGUGUCUUCCACCUUCCAGGACCUGCACCGCAGCCACAGCCAACAGCACCAGAUGCCACCUCUGCAGCAGCACAUGAGCCACUCCAGCACAGCCAGCUCCGUCUCCCAAAGCACCACCGCCUCCGACCAGCGCCUCCUGAGCAGCCUCACGCCUUCCCACUCCGGGCACUCCCUCAUCCGGACGCAGCCCCGGGCCGGCGAGCUGAAACCGGAGGAAUCGCCGCUGAAGGGGGUGGCGGAGAAGCCCACCCUCCACACCGGCCACCUCUUCAUCUGCGAGGAGUGCGGGCGAUGCAAGUGUGCCCGUUGCACGGCCGCCCGCAGCCUGCCCUCCUGCUGGCUCUGCAACCAGCGCUGCCUCUGCUCCCCCGAGAGCCUCCUCGACUACGGGACUUGCCUCUGCUGCGUCAAGGGUCUCUUCUACCACUGCUCCACCGACGACGAGGACACCUGCGCCGACGACCCCUGCUCCUGCGGGCCGGGGUCCUGCUGCGCCCGCUGGGCUGCCAUGAGCUUCCUCUCUCUCCUCAUGCCCUGCCUCUGCUGCUACUUUCCUACCCUGGGGUGCCUCAAACUUUGCCAGCGGGGUUACGACGGUCUGAAACGACCCGGCUGCCGCUGCCAGAGCCACACCAACACGGUCUGCAGAAAGAUCUCCUCCUCCAGCGGCACGCCUUUCCCCAAGACGCUGGAUAAGCCGGUAUGACCCUCCCGGGGAGGAGAAGCAGGCUUUACUCCUCUUCCUCCUCCUCCUCCUCUCCGCUCCAUCCCCCUUCUCCUUCGUCUCCCCUUGCUCUGCAGCACUCCCCCCUGCCCACCAUCACCUCCUGGGAAUGAGAUGGGUGAACUGGGGGUCCCCCGGUCCGGCAGGAAGGCGGCUGGCUGACCAGCUGGUGGGGGAACGGCGGUUUUGCACACCCCGGCGAGGGAGCGGGAGAGGCAGAGAGCUGCGGGUGCCCUCCCUGGACCUUCCCCGUGGGGAAGGGCGACCCAGGGCUGGGCUGGGGGGGGACACAACACCUCUGGACUCUGCUCUCAGAGGGUUUGAGGACCUGCCGCUGCCCCACGGUGUGGUCCCUCCCGAUGCGGGGAAGAGGCAGGUCGGCGCAUCCCCUGUGCAAGAGUCCUCCAGGAGCCAGACCUCCUUCCCUCUCUUCCUCUCUCUCUCUCCAGCACUUUUCAUGGGUGGUCUCUCUCCUCUCAUGUGGCAGUAGGUCUGCUUUCCCCAAGGCGCUGGUGUGCCGUGGGGUCCCACCAGUGGCAGUGGCUUCCCUCUGGGCUUGGAAGUUGCUGGGAGAAGCAAGCAAGCUUCAAAAUGAGGUGGCAUCGUAUUUUUCUGUCUCAAAGAGGAAGGGAAGGUGUGGGAAGCUUUAGAAACCUUCUGGCAGGGGAAGGAGCUAUCGGAGGCAGCCCAGCCCACUCGCUUCUGCCCGACUGCAGCGAGGGAAAGGUCCCCUCUGGGAUUUGGCUGAGAACAAGAAGCUGGUUUGAAAUUGCCAUUCAUUUCUCAAUGCCUUGAAGGGCUGCCUCCAGAGCACAAACCCUGGUGGGAUGGGAGCUGCCGCCCAGCUCCACCCCACCACCGAGCAGAUGCCACAGGCACCGGCUCCGUGCUCGAGCCCCCGAUCUGGUACCUUCCACCAGCACUGAAUUCACUUUAAAAAAAAAAAAAAAACAAAACACCAAACCACCCCAAACACAACUGCCAACAACUGCCGCUCGCACUGCUCUUGUGUCAACUAGCACCGCUCCUGGGGACUUCUGCAGCUCCUGCUUUGGGCUGGAGGGAAGCAGAGAGCAGAAGGGGGUGUCAAAAGACGGGGAGCCUGACCUUCCCUCCCUGCAGAAGCUGCCUUUGCAUCCUCACCUCACUUUCCUUGCCCGCCCCGGCGUGUCACGCCGACACCAGCGUCACGCCGGCAAGCAAACCCUGCCGGCACUGCUGAAGGGUGUUCUGCAACAGCAGACGCCGGCGGCAAACUGGAGAUGGGUCUGAACCAAGCCCUGGGGCUGGACCGUCUGCAGACCAGAAGGAAAUCUGGGUGGGGGUCAGGGCUGCACGGUUUACUUGCUGUGAUGAUGAUGAUAAGCCAAACCCUACGGUUGCAGGGAGUUCCUCCUGGUCCUGGACUCAGCCCCAUCUCCUCUUGCAAGCGCGCGGCGCCAGCUCUCAGUUGUGACCCUGCUGGCAUCGGUCGGGGGAGUGUGGAGCCGGGAUGGUGUCCCAGGGCUCGGCUCUGCCCGCCUGUCCCUCCUACGAGGGGUGUGAGCACAGAGGGAAGCGAAUGGUUCCUCCGGAGAAAUAUAUGCAACAUGUCCCUUGGCUUCCUCCAAGACCCCGCUGUCCAGGGCUCAUCCCUUCCCUCCGCCACCUCUUUGCGUAGAGUUCUGUGGAUCUAUUUUUGUAUAUAUAAAUAUAACGUUAGGAUGGCUAGGUCUAUUACUAAUAAUAUUCACGAUACUGCUGUGAACGGUGCCAGGUGCGAGGUUUGGCUUCCUGGUGCACUUGCACAUGCUGGAAGAUGAUGUCCCAGUCUGUUUAUUGCUACUCCCAGACCUUUAGUUCCUAGGUAGUCGGGAGAGGGGGGAAAGGGAGGUUUACAGAUUGUCCUGGGGGGGGUCUGCUUUGCAGAGAGAGGGUGCGAUUUAGUGCUGGCUGUGGGGGGAGGCAGGAGGUAGGCUCUCACGAUGGGAUUCCUCUUUCUGUACAUGUGCUAUCUAAAAAUCGCGGCUGAUCCAAGCUCCCUCUCUUGCAGAGAAAAGCGGUUCCAGAGAGUGAUUCAUCCUGCUUGAAAACAUUAUUCAUUAGAUUAUGUUCUGGUGGUGCCUGUUUCCCUUGACCUAAAUGGGACCCAAACGUUGAACUUGCGGUUCCUGUGGACGGGGAGAUGAAUCCCAUCCCUGGUGGGAAGUUUGUGCCUGGGGCACAUUACGGACCUGACCGAAAUGCUCACCCUGAUUUCACCUGGAGCCUAGGGGAGGGGUGGGUGUUGAAAGAUGCUUCCUCUGGCCAAAGAUGGAGAGCCCGCUCCCAUAAGCUGUGGGAAUUCAGGACGAUGCUCUGGGUUACAGUCGGGAUCUCCCGGCAUUCGGACGGGAGAGGGCUGCGCCUGUGCAGUUUGCGCAUCCUCUGAGGCCAGACUCUGAAAUCGGUUGGGUUUCAAGGCAAUGCCCUUCUCAGAGGAUGCCCCGUAGGUGCGUGUACCCCCAUAAGAUCGGUCCGUGUCUCUGUGGCAGCAGUUAUAAAAUAUACUGCAAACAUACUUAUCCAUAUGCCAAUAGUUGCUUGGCUCCCUACUUCCAAGCGAUGCUGGGGGGAGAGACUUCCACCAAGAGGCACCCUUCCUUUUGAACGCUCGGUUCACUUUUCUAUUGGUGCUGAUUAAACUCCUUCAUUCCUAAAAAAUGUCAAACUUUUUUAGGGAAAAAUGGUCCCUUUUUCACUGAGGAUUUGAGGAACUGUCUCACUUGAAUGGGAAUGUGAAAUAGUUCAUUGAAACUUUUUAAAGAAAACUAAUGAACAGAAUUUUCCAACUUGCUCUACUUUGAUUUUUUUUUUUCUCCUCCUUUUUUUAAAUGGAUCCUACUUGUAAAUUUAGUUACCACCUCUGUAUCUUUGCAAUUCAUUGCUUCCUCUCCUGAUGGUGGAAUGACUCAACAUGUGAGGCUUCAUCAUUUUCACAGCCUCCGAAGUCAUGCAAGCACGGGGUGACCUCCCCCAGGUGCUGGAGCUGUAGGAUGAGAAGAUGGCUGUCCACAUCCCAGCUCCCCGGAGCCAGUUUUGCUUGGCACUAGCACGGCGAGGCGGAGCCCUUGCACUACUAUUGCAGCAUAUUUACCUUCGGUAGCUGGUAGGAGGCCAGGACGCCUGCCAGUAGCCUUCUGCCUAAUGGGCUUUUUCUGGGUCGGUGCAGAAGUCCCAUUUCUACCGGGGAAUCGUGCCAUCGCCUGGGUGCAGGGCUGAGUCGUCCCUCCAGGUCUCUUGGAUGUCUCUCAUCUCCAAGAAAUGACAAACCCGCGAGACGUAUUUUACAAAAUACGGGGCGCGUAGGAGGGAAUUGGGGAGGAGGAGAACCCUGGAUGGGUGCUGAGGGUGCUCAGACCAGCGCAGGGCUUUGGUUUGACUGUGCUGAGGGCAAAGCCACAUCCCAGCCUUGCAGCCGCAUGGGCUAGAGAAGUGCAGAGGUGUUAGCCCCCACCCUGCUCGUCGGUGGCUUCACGUGGGGUUCCUGCCUCCCACCCCAUCUGGGGGGCCCUCAGCGAGCUCCCACUCCUCGCUCUCAGCAGAAAGGACGGGUUGGGACUUGCCAAAAGCUCUCUGAGGAGGCCAGCUCUGGUUCACUGAGCUCAUCUGGUGUCAGGAAGGCUGCAGGGAGCCUCCGAUUGUGGUUUCUUUCCUGAGCUUUUCCUAACAUCUUCAGACCAGAUCCAUCCUGCUCCCUCCCCACCUCCGGCUGCCAGAUAGUUUGGUUUCCCUGCAGAGAGGACUCCAAUUUUGGUUGGGGUUGUGAGCCCCUUUCCUGCCCCACCCUGUAAUGAGUCAGAUAACAUCUGCUCCAGAUGUUUGUUUGCAGCUGCUUGUCCCGGCAGUUUGGGUUUCUCUCUGUCCUGACGUGUCUUUUUGGUUUUCUUAUGGGAGAGUCGCAUGUUGAGUCCUCCGUUUUCCCUGCGCCCCUGUGAGUUGACAAGGAUGGAUCUGCUUUGCGAGGGAACGUUGCUCUGUGUUGUGUGUCUCUACCUGUUGUGGGCUCCCUUGCCAGGAAACAUGCAGAUUUAGGGCAGAUUUAGACAUGGAAAGGGAGACUCAGGUGCCAAAGGAGCAGGAGGCAGGAGCUACUGAGUAGGACCUGAGGUCCCCCCGCUCUGCUCCCCAUUCAGGAGCCUCCUCUUCCCACCCAGACCUCCAAAGCUCCGUCCACGCAUGAGCUCCCGCUGGUGCUUGCUUUCUCCAAGGCUUCCCUUGGUCCUGCUCCCCUCCUUCCCUACUGGCAAAUGUGUGGUCAGUCCCAGCGCUGGUAGCGGGGGGGUCACUGGGGACUGAGGUGGAGUCUCCCUUCCAUCCCAACUCCCCCAAACCUCCUGGUGGAAGGGCAGAAGUGGUCCUUGGAGUGCUGUCCACUCGUCCCUGAGAAAUCUCGGUGCCAGCCAAGUACCUCAAAGAAUAGGGAGGAAGCUCUUUGGGACUCUCAGAUUCCCAUAAAAUCCCAUUGAGUUCGCUUUCCCCCAUCCCCAUAUGUGAACCCAAAGACUGGCGGGGAAGCGUCAUCAACCAAAAGAUGCCAAAGCUCAGAAUAACGGUUUGUGAGCGGCUGCUUUAGUGCAAUAAAGAGGGAUGAGCGGAGGGGUGAGAGGAGCUGCUGCAAGCUUUGCACGGCUGGGCUGCACGGGCAAGGAGCACACCGUGCCCCAAACUUGCUGUUUCCAGCACCCGCUUUGUUAGUUUGUUCUGUCUCUCGCCCUCAGGUGUUUCAAGGCUGGAGAAAGCUGGGAGGUCUUCAGAUAUCAGAAGGUUUAACUUUUAGUGAUCAGCAUGUGAAGAAAGCAGAUAAGGGAUGUACCCCCACCCCAAAGCCCAUUCUUGGUCUUGAAUAGGAUCCAGUUCAGGCUUGUCUCCUUCAAGGAGCCCGCGGAGCCCAGACCUGCGGGAUGCUUGCAGCACUUGGUGCUGCUGGUCGGCAUCUGGUCCACGUGGGCCAAACCGGAGCUGUGAUAUCUUUGGGCUCAGUCUGCUUCGGGGUGUUUCUCAGCGAGCAUCGGGAUCUCUUGCAAAGUCUUUCUCCCUGCUUGCGCAGGUGGGAUCUGUUGUCCUGCUUGGGGUGAUGUUGCGGAAGAAUCCCCAGAUGGCUGAACGCUGCCCUUCCAGGGGGACUGCAGGCAGGAGGGACGCGGGACGGAUGGGAAGAGGUGACGCACCUCCGCGGGGCAGAGCGAACGUGCGAGUGCGGGGCGAGGGGAAGCAGCGUGAGGUCUCUCGCUGGGUUUCUCUCCUGCUGCACCUUCCCGCAGCAUCCCAAGGAGCUUCAGCAUGAGCAGGACCAAACCCACCCUGGUCAGCAGGCCUGGGCACUGGGAGAGGAGGUUUCUCGCACCCUCUGUCCCAACGGCAGCAUCAGCCGAGAGGUGUGUGGUCAUCCUGGAGCCGGUCCCUGCCUUGCCCGUGCUCUGCCCCAUGGGAGCCCCUUGCCCUGCCUUUCCCCCCCGCCCAUCCUUCCCAGCCGUUCCCUCGCGAUGCUCUGCGGACCGGCAGCGGCUGCCGCGGGCUCCUGCUUCCCCGGGUGUCCUCAGCACAAAGUUCUCCUUAGAAGACGGAUCACCCUUGGCUUCAAAGGAGAGUCUCGUACCAAGAACCGAAGCCUCUAAUUCUCCGUUUAAUUGGUACAAAGGCAUUCUGUACAGUGUAUAAAGAGGUCCCUCCCCCAGCUGUCUUGAUUUGGGUUCCUUUCUAUAAGGUAUAAUAUAUGUUUAUAACCUGAUGGCUGUUUUUUGACAAUACUCUUGUACCUUUUAAGGGAAAAAAAAUAAAAAAAAAAAACCAAAGUAUUUAUUUGAAAAGUUUAUUUUAAAGAUAAGAAAAAAAAAACCUAUUUAUUUUAAUGCACCCUCUUCUGUUUGGUUUUCUUCUCUUGCAAAGCUAAUAAAUGUUACUGAAUCACUGCUGAGAUGAAAGAAGUAAUUCUAUGGGUGGCUUCACAAGCCCACUUAGAGCAACUAUUCAAUAAAAA
Grus americana (Whooping crane) is the source of this 7352-nucleotide messenger RNA. It is a transcript of the gene SPRY3, whose product is annotated as sprouty RTK signaling antagonist 3. The record is from RefSeq and is a predicted model, not a curated record. Gene Ontology annotation, biological process: negative regulation of MAP kinase activity; animal organ development; multicellular organism development. Gene Ontology annotation, cellular component: membrane; cytosol. The transcript is spliced from 2 exons. Lineage: Eukaryota; Metazoa; Chordata; Aves; Gruiformes; Gruidae. Bases 416 to 1336 code for a protein of 306 amino acids.